AUGAUGCUGGACAAAGAAUUUGCGAAACACCUCAUUACUCUUAUGUUGUCCGGCGAUGACUGGAGAUUUUGCAGAGAUCCGCUGAGAUACAAGCUUAAAGUUUGUGAAGCAGCUGGUAGACCAUUGUUGUCAGCCACAGUCAUCGAGACCUUAAGGGUUGAAGAGAUAGAGAAGAGACUUGGACAAUCUGUAGCUGAAAUCCAUGCUAUCGUGGCAAGUGGAAAAGGGAAAGGACGCAUCAAAAAUGAAGCAGCAGUCGUACCUAGUGUGUACAAUUACACUUCACCACCUAAAUUCACUGCCAACACUUCAUUUGCUGGUCCUAACUGA
This is a messenger RNA of Marasmius oreades (fairy-ring Marasmius), 330 nucleotides long. RefSeq lists its product as uncharacterized. The transcript has a single exon. The record is from RefSeq and is a predicted model, not a curated record. Bases 1 to 330 code for a protein of 109 amino acids. NCBI's taxonomy places the organism in Eukaryota, Fungi, Basidiomycota, Agaricomycetes, Agaricales, Marasmiaceae.